Messenger RNA from Bubalus bubalis (water buffalo), 2311 nucleotides. RefSeq names its product endothelin 1 (gene EDN1). Gene Ontology annotation, biological process: regulation of vasoconstriction; intracellular calcium ion homeostasis; vein smooth muscle contraction. Gene Ontology annotation, cellular component: extracellular region. The record is from RefSeq and is a predicted model, not a curated record. Lineage: Eukaryota; Metazoa; Chordata; Mammalia; Artiodactyla; Bovidae. Gene Ontology annotation, molecular function: endothelin B receptor binding; hormone activity; endothelin A receptor binding. The coding region runs from base 583 to 1191 and encodes 202 amino acids. The transcript is spliced from 5 exons.
AGACGGCUGCGCGCCGCACGGGCAGGUUUACCAAAGGUCCCUCUCUAAUGGGUAUUUUCUUUUUCUUAGCCCUGCCCCUGAAUUGUCAGACGGCGUCUGCCUCUGAAGUUAGCAGUGAUUUCCUCUAGAGCCCGGCCUUAUCUCCGGCUGCACGUUGCCUGGUGGUGACUAAUGACACAAUAACAUUGUCUGGGGGCUGGAAUAAAAUCGGAGCUGUUUACCCCCACUCUAUAGGGGUUCAAUAUAAAAAGCCGGCCGAGAGCUGUCCAGGUCAGACGCGCUCCUGCCUCCGCGCUGGGACCGGCGCCUCCAGGGUCCGCGCGCCGCCGCCGCCGCCGUCGCCGCGUGCGUCCUGGGACCGCUCGCUCUGCCUCUCCGCAGAGCAGACUUCUUUUUUUCUCUCCGUUAAACAGCAAUCAGGCCGAAGUACCAUUUUGAGAUCCGGAGAACCCGAAGCGCUUGGAAAGAACUGAAGCUGAUUUUUUACCCCCCCUGCACUUUUUCUUUUUUUAUUCCCUUCGAGUUUAGUUUGCAGGGGGAAAGGUUUUGAACCCUUCCUUUUAUCCGCCCCCCCUCCCCAGAAUGGAUUAUUUCCCCAUGAUUUUCGCUCUGCUGUUUGUGGCUUUCCAAGGAGCUCCAGAAGCAGCGGUCCUGGGCACCGAGCUCAGCGCGGGAGCAGAGAGUGGCGGGGAGAAGCCGGCUCCUGCCACACCCUGGAGGCCCCGCCGGUCCAAGCGCUGCUCCUGCUCUUCCCUGAUGGAUAAAGAGUGUGUCUACUUCUGCCACCUGGACAUCAUCUGGGUCAACACUCCAGAGCAUGUUGUUCCGUAUGGACUCGGAAGCCCUUCUAGGUCCAAGCGGUCCUUAAAGGACUUCUUGCUUACAAAGGCGACAGUCCACAGGAAGAGAUGCCAGUGUGCUAGCCAGACAGACAAGAAAUGCUGGAAUUUUUGCCAAGCAGGAAAAGAACUCAGGGACCAAGACUCCAUGGAGAAAGCCUGGAACAACCAAAAGAGAGAAAAAGACUGUUCUAAGCUAGGAGAGAAGUGUCUUCAUCAGCAGCUCGUGGCCGGAAGGAAAACAAGAAGGUUGGAGGCCAUCAGCAACAGCAUCAAAACAUCUUUUCAUGUUGCCAAGCUGAAAGCCCAGCUCUACAGAGAUAAGAAAGUGAUCUACAACCGCGCUCACUGAGGGCAGGUUUUUGGGGCCUGUCUGAAGCUCCUCGUCCACAGAGAGCCCUGGGCCUGACUCUGUGCGCUGCCCACGGGACUGGGAUCGAGGCAAAUGCGUCCUGCCUGGUCAGACGAUUUCUUGUUCCAGACUGGCAGGGGACCAGCGCCCUGGGUGCAAGCAUUCCAGGAAAGGUUAAGGAGUGCCCCCAGCCAGUCUUGUCUCCAUCCGAGCUGUUUUCAUCCGUCUCUCCUCCAUGGGGGUGGCAAUGGGCCCUGCAAAGAAGGCAAAGAGACCCAGUGACCUGCAAAUUGGGAUUCCUCCUCCUGCCGGAGGAGGAGAGGAGAUUCCACUUGUGGACGGAAUUUCUAAGAGGGUCCGAAGGGAGUGUUUGUGUCUCAUUCAGGUGCCUGGCACAUUUCAGGGAGAAACUCCAAAGCCCCGUGAAGAUUUUUCUAAGGAAUGCACAAAUUGAAAACACUCGAAGGACAAAUACUCGAGUAAAAAUGAAAAAAAAAGGCUUGUUUUUCUAAUUCAUAAAAUGCAAAACUGAAAGAAACUGUUACUACUGAAAAUCAGAAUGAGUUUCAUGCAUAGGAGACUACCUCAUCUGUAUUGCACUCUGACAAAGCAUUUCCCACCUUUAAUUAUUGCCUCCCAAACUCUUCCCCUGCAAAAAAACCCCAUCCUAGUUCCUAGCCUCGUGGAAGUCUGUCUAACGCAUCAAUAGUAGAUAUAACGUUUUCAUGGUCAUCUACUAGCUCUGUUCCCUAAGGAAAAAUGAAAAGAUCAGUUGAAUCAGGAAUUUCCCUCACUUACCUUGAUUUUUGGAAACACAAUGGUGUAGGGUUGUUGUGAAGAGAUAUUGAAGGGUGAACAUUGGUGAUGCUUUAAAGCAGUAAAAUUAUUUUCCUUUAUUGGCUCAUGGAAGAGGUUGGAUUACGUUUUGAUGUACUUAUAUUUUUAUAGAUAUUUAUAUUCAAACAGUUUAUUCCUUAUAUUUACCAUGUUAAAUAUACGUUUGGGCAGGCCAUAUUGGUCUAUGUAUUUUUUUAAAUGUAUUUCUGAAUGAAAUUGAAAAAAUGCUUUGUUUUGCCUGUCAAGGUAAUGACCUUAGAAAAUAAAUAUUUUUUUUCCCUAC